CCAAAUUCGCCGGUCUUGCCGCUGUCACGCUGGAUUCGACCGAAGCGAGGGGCUCGGGUCCUUCGCUUGGUUUUCAAGAUCUACUAUUCGUAAAAGUUGCCCUGUAUGUAACUUUCUUUCUUUAUACGAAGAUCUCUACAGGCAGUCACUCCAUGCAUUUCAUUCUCCAACAUCUCUAUGUUUUGUUCGGAAUAGCUUUUCUGAAACGUACUUCGGUUUGAAAUAAGGUAUAAGGUACUUUGUUCGUUUGUUGUUUCUUUGUUCGUUGUGUGUGUCAUAUGGUCUAUUUUGGGUAUUGGGUACUCAUCAGACCAUUCGGUUCUUAAGCACCUUGAUCUGGGUAUUAAAGAAAUUUUCGAUCUGAUUGUUAGGAAUUUGUGGGUUUUGGUUUGAAAAAUCUGGUCGAACUACGGCUGGAUUUCGAGAUGUAUUGUAUUCUGGAUCUGGUCGAUAAAAAUUGGUCCUCUUUUGAGAUGUGUUCGAUUUGGUUGAUGUGAUUUGAUUGAGAUUUACAUAGAAACUUGUUUGUUUGGGUUGUCUUUUGAAAGUUCGUGGAUUUCGGGCGUGGUUGUAGAUUCAUUUGUUUUCUGAAUCUUGUGACAAUGCCCUCUACCGAUAACCAGGGUUCGUCGCCUUUGGCCUCGUUUGGCCGUUCGAUUUGGAGUAUGAGGAGAGAACAGGUCCACUCCAUGGAACCGAAUCAUGAGUUCAGUGACCAGGAAUCUGAGCUUGAAUUGUUCCAAAAACAGGUUACUGAUCGUUUUCAGGACCUGGCAGCUGUUACUCCUGAUGAGUUGCUCUCAAUUGCGUGGGUACGGAAGCUUUUGGAUGUUUUUGUCAGCUGCCAGGAGGAAUUUAGGAUUAUCUUGCUGAAAAACAAAGAGUGGGUCUCUAAACCGCCUUUGGAUCGACUGGUUGCUGAAUUCUUUGAAAGGAGUGUGAAAGCGCUUGAUCUUUGCAAUGCAACUCGUAAUGGGAUUGAGAAUAUUCGUUUGUGGCAGAAGCAUUUGGAGAUUGUUGUGUGCGCUUUGGAGUCUCAGCAGAGGGCGUUGGGUGAAGGCCAAUUGCGACGUGCAAGGAAGGCUUUGGUGGAUAUGGCACUUACGAUGCUAGAUGAGAAAGGCUCAGGGUCAGUUUUUUCGCACAGGAAUCGGUCAUUUGGGCAACAUAACGCUAGCAAAGAUCAUCAUCGUCGUCGGUCCUCAGGUGGACAUUCUCGGUCUCUUUCAUGGAGUGUAUCUCGUUCUUGGUCUGCAGCUAAGCAACUCCAAUCAAUUGCGAACAACUUGAUCCCACCUCGUGGGAAUGAGAUUGCGGCUACAAGUGGGCUUGCGGUCCCAGUUUUUACCAUGAGCUCUGUGCUCAUGUUUGUUUUAUGGGUUCUUGUUGCUGCAAUUCCGUGUCAGGACCGAGGUCUGAAUACUCAUUUCUCAAUCCCUCGGCAAUUCUCGUGGGGAAAUCCACUGCAAUUGCUUCAUGAGCGCAUCCUAGAGGUAUCUAAGAAGCGGGAGCACCGGAACUCGAAUGGUUUGUUGAUUGAGAUAUGUCAGGCUGAGAGAUGUGCACGCCAGAUGACUGACUUGGUAGAUAUGGUUCAGUUUCCAUUGUCGGAAGAACAGAAAAUGGAAGUUGAGCAGGGGGUACAGGAGUUGGCACUGAUUUGUAAAGCUUUUAAGGAGGGAUUGGACCCGUUGGAGCGCCAAGUGAGCCAAGUUUUCCGUAGCAUCAUGAAUUGCAGAACUGAGGGACUCGAAUUCUUCUCUAAAUCAAACAGUUUGGAGUAACUGAGACUGUUGAAUUGCCAUGGAGUUCAAAAUAUUCAGAUUUGCGAACAAAUCAUUUAUUUAGAUAUUGCCUGCCUUUCUCGCAAGGGGGAAGAAUGACUCAAAGUGGCCAGAAACAAUAAACGAUAAGCAGGUAGCUUUCUUGUAUUUUGUUUCUUCUAUACUUUCUGUAAAGAAGAUAGUAUUUGUAUGAGAUUUUUCUUUUUUUCUUUUUUGCUAUAUGGCAGUGCUCUGCGUCUUGUUUUGAUGUAGUUUCUUUCUGUCGCUUUGUAAAGUGUAAAUGCUAUGCAUUUAAUCAGUCAUGUCUGUAAUACAGCUUUUUGUUUGGUAGAUAAAGAUUCCUACUUGUUGUUGAUUA
Carya illinoinensis is the source of this 2142-nucleotide messenger RNA. RefSeq names its product protein ROH1-like. The coding region runs from base 603 to 1784 and encodes 393 amino acids. Lineage: Eukaryota; Viridiplantae; Streptophyta; Magnoliopsida; Fagales; Juglandaceae. The record is from RefSeq and is a predicted model, not a curated record. The transcript has a single exon.